UUCCCUCCAAUUUAUCUCAGCUGUUCGGUUGUUGGUUGAAAAUUUUAGGUUCUUUGUCAAAUUUCACUUUAGGUUCACGUCAAUCUCAGUUAUAGAGUAUUAAGUCUUGUUAUUUUUAAUAUUUGUAAGUAGCGUAAAGUCGUACUCAUUCUUAAAAUGAAUUUUUAUCACUUCAGACCUUCUUGUAAAGUUAUAAAACGAAGUCGAGCUAGAAAAGGUCCGUUUCUUACUAAUCACGACGACGAAGUGUUAAAUGCUGUCCUUAAUUGUCCUGAAAUGAAUCUAAAACACGGUGUAGUUGAUUUAUCUAAUUUUGGUAUUGCGUUUAAUUACUCUCGAAAAGUAUUCGUGGGAGGUUUGCCGUUAGAUAUUACAGAAGAAAUGGUGAAAGAUACCUUCAGCAGAUUUGGUGAUUUAGUCGUGGAUUGGCCUUAUAAAGAAGAUACGAAUUCUAUAAUACCACCGAAGGGUUUCGCAUUUUUGUUGUUUGAGCACAACGCUUCGGUCGAUGCCUUAAUGCAAUUCUGUGAAAAGAGAACCGACGGAUAUUACAUUAGACUUUCCUCAGCAAAAAUUAAAAAUAAAAACAUUCAAGUUAGGCCGUGGAAACUUUCCGGUGCAGACCAUGUAUUCAUUACCGACCUAUCUGAUCUGGAUGAAAGAAAUACUAUUUUUCUCGGUGGAGUUCCUCGAACUGUUUCUGCAAAAGAAUUAGGUCUUAUGCUGACUCGAAUUUUCGGUAAUGUUUCAUACGUGGGUAUUGAUACAGAUUCAGAAUAUUUCUAUCCGAAAGGUGCUGCUAGAGUGACGUUUGAAAGUCGAUCUAGUGUUAUUUCGGCUGUUAGAAAGCGUUUUUUGAUGCCUACCGAAACUAAAACUCGUAAAAUGAUGGAAAUAAAACCUUACAUCUUGGAUGAUCAGCCAUGCGACGAAUGUAAUGCCAAAGUCGAAAAAUCUCCCAAUUUAUUUUGUCCUGAACCUGAAUGCUUAACGUAUUACUGUGAAUUUUGCUGGACUACGAAACAUGCUUCGUCUGAUAGUUCGCAUCACAAACCGCUGAUCAAGCAAGGUCUUGAAGAUUACGUAAGUUCUUUGAAAAAGCGAGGAUUUGAUUAAGUUUGCAAUUACCAAUUCAAUGGUUCAUUUUAAAUGUAGGUUAUUAGUUAAUUGAUUUUACUGAUGUAAAAAUGUAAAAUGCCAUGUUGAUUUAUUAGUGAUUUUUGUGAUUUGUUUAUUGUUAAUAUUUAUUUAUUUUCGGGAUUCUAUCCAUUUUAUGAAAUGCGAUUUUUCUGUUUCUUUAUUUAUUCACUUUUUUAUUUAUUUAUUUAUUUAUUGAAAUUGAAAUGUUAGAUUAUUUAUGCUCUUUUUUCAAUUCUCGGCAGUCGACGGUGUGUAGUUGUGUACCAAUCUAUUGGUAAUUUGUAUUUAUUUUGUAACUUCUACUACAAAAUAGAUUGUUCAUACGCGCGUUUGAUAA
Planococcus citri (citrus mealybug) is the source of this 1477-nucleotide messenger RNA. Its product is annotated as cytoplasmic polyadenylation element-binding protein 2-like. The transcript has 7 exons. The record is from RefSeq and is a predicted model, not a curated record. Gene Ontology annotation, cellular component: synapse; cytoplasm; nucleus. NCBI's taxonomy places the organism in Eukaryota, Metazoa, Arthropoda, Insecta, Hemiptera, Pseudococcidae. Gene Ontology annotation, biological process: negative regulation of cytoplasmic translation. Gene Ontology annotation, molecular function: mRNA 3'-UTR binding; translation factor activity, RNA binding; mRNA regulatory element binding translation repressor activity. The coding region runs from base 157 to 1116 and encodes 319 amino acids.